CUCGCCACAGCUCAUUGUUGGAAUGGAAUGCUGGUCACCGUGCAUCCCUUGCCAAGCCUUUGUAUGCGAGGUGCCGGUGGGGCGACGCUCCGCUAAUGUCAGGGGAAACUCGGGAAGCGACGAACGACCCCGGAGCCGGAGCCGGAGCCGGAUUAAUUGCGCAUCCACUUUUCGUACGUGUGCCUCCCGUCCCUGUGCCCGCGUGUGUGUGUUUCUCCUCACUCUCCAUUCCAUCUCCUCCACCGCCCUCUUCUCCUCUCCUCUUCUCCUCUUCCUCUUCCUCCUAGAGCUGUUGCAGACAUUCAACCAUUUGCCAUUCUUUCAUCCAAUCACCCUCUUUUAUUCGCACCACUGGAAGCUGCGCAUCCGCCAAGGCAGAACAUCACGAGGCUCAGGCUAUUUCCAGACGUUGAUUGAUCGUGAGGUUGCACAGCCCAGUCGCCUCCGUUUCAGCCCAGCCUGACGCCCAAAUCGAAUCCCUUCCAGCAUACUGAAAACCUUCGGGUCGCCCGCUGCCGGAUCAUCUCUUCUCCACUACACUUCCUGCAGACAGACACACGUUCAGACGACCCGUUUGGGUGUUAGGGUUAUAUUUGCUUCUUGUUAUUGCGACACAACACCUACGGCGACAACCGACGAGAACCUUUACGCGGGCAGGGAAGGGACAGGAACAUAGGACGAACAGAACUGGGAUUAUGGAGUAGCAAGAGGGGAUCUGCGAUUAUUUGAUUGGGUUCCCCUGGACACUCUGAAUCGAUCCGACUUUUUCUUCGAACCACGAAUUGAGUCUUGAAUAUCUGCGAAGUGGCGACUGGAACAAAGGAGGAGCUGCGUCGACUUUCUGUCCUCUCGCUGCGAUUUGGGACACUGCAACGCCAGCGUUAAUUGAGAAGCCGCCUCUUCACAAUGCCUCAUAUCACGACAUCGAUGCAGAGCAGUGUGCGGAGGGGAGUUGGAGAGAUAUUAUUUGACAGCCUGCUAGGAAGAAGAGGAAUCACCGACCAGGUAAAUAAUGUGAAGGAUUCGUUUUCCAGUUGGGAUAAAUGCAUGAAUGCUAAAUAUUGCAAAUGGCCUGUCAUAGCGGCUAUGAUCAUCGGCGGCCUCAUCCUCCUCUCGGUCAUAACGUGCAUAGGUCGGGUAUGCUGUUGCGGAGCUUCAUGCUGUUGUACUUGCUUCUCCUUCCUGAAGUGUUGCGACUGCUGUGGAGACAGCUGUGCUGGGAAGAAAGACAAACCGAUGAAGCAUAAAGACAGCCCAUUCCACCCAGCUCAAGGAUACCAAGCUUCUGCGCCGAUGAUGGGGGGAGCACUCCCUGCAGCUGGUGCACUAAUGAACGUGGCUGCGUCCCAACCAGUACCUCCACAAUACGCCCAGUUUGAAGUAGGAAAGAAUGGAUUAUACGUCGAGCCCAAAGUCGUUCCGCUGCACGAGGAUGCUCUGCCGCCAAUGCCUAGUUGGGACACUGCGUCAAAGAAACACGUUCCAGAUGAAGAGAAGAAUGCUGUGGAGCUGGGAGAGUUGGAUCCGGCCACGGGACAAAAGAUGCCUCUCAUCGCUCCAGGUGCCAUCGCUGGAACAAGCGUACCUCCAAGUCCGGAUAUUGGACAAGCACACAGUCCCUUUGGCGCAAGACCCGGCGGAGGAAAUAACGGAUAUAUGGGUGUUCCCGGCGACAAUCAGAGCCAAGCCGGAUUCAAUGGAAAUGACAGAUAUGGAUCUCCAGCUCCUGGACAAGGUCGCGGUGGUUAUGGAGGAAGGUCGCCUCUAGGCUAUGACGGACAAGGACGUGCUUAUGGUCAAGAUGUCUACGAUGCGCCUGAGGCUUACGACAGUCAAGGCCGAGGAUUUGGUUCACCUGCUCCUCAGGACCCGUACGCCCAAAAUAAUGGAUUCGAUAGUGCUGCACCUGGAGGAUAUGGUGGAAGGCAACAACAAGGGCAAUAUGCGAACGACCAGUAUUCAGAUAAUGGGCGACCAUUUCCUCCUUCUAAUCGCCAGUACUCUUCCGACUCGUCACGACCGCUAGGACCUGGACGACAAUAUACCGAUCGAUCGUACGGCUCAGACAUGCAAGGCGGUGGGCCCCCUCGCGGCCCCUCGAGAGGUCCUGGUCCCAAUGGGCCGCCUCGUGGACCUUCAAGAGGGCCAGGUCCAAAUGAUCAGUACGGACAAUCACGCGGGCCAUCAAGAGGACCAGGUGGACCAAUACGCACAGGAUCUCCAGCGCUGAACAACAACUCUGGCUUUGAUUUCGGUGUCGGAGCAGCACCUUCCUACCAAUCUCGACAAUCGCCACCUCCUCAGCAAGGAUACGGACGACCACCUCCACGAACUGAGAAUUCGGAUUAUUUCGGUAAUGUCGGAACUGCAGCACCCAGUUACGCGAGCAGAAGUCCUCCGCCACAGCAGCCAGCAUACCCAGGAUACAAGGCCUACCAGCCUGGGAACCAGGAUAGAGGCGUGCCGCAUGCUCUGUCACCUGGCGAUGGUCGAGGAAGGGAACCGCAGAGGUGGGAUCCGGUUCAGCAAUAGUAAUGUUUGAAUUUGUGGAGGCUACGAUAUGAUGUGAUGAUAUUGGUUCCGCCGACAAAAUGCGACGAGGUGCUCGUUCGCUUUACAAUAAGAGUCUAUCUAUUCCGAGUGGGGUCAAUAGUCGAAAGGGAGGAAAGGCUGGAUAUCCUGCUCAGUUGCUCUCCUCUGCUGAUGCACACCACCCGACGCUAGCUAAUGUUUCUGUAUAUGCAAGCAUUGCGUCCCUGGUGUAGUCGAUGUAUUUUUCAAUUGUGUUUUCUGGGUCCUGGUAUUGUUUGUAUAUGAUCUGUUUCCAAAACUACUGCGUAGUGGACAUUUUCCAAGGCGUUGGGCUAGGUAUCUCGGUCUCAGUGUUGUUGAUUUCUCUAUACCUUGGGGGGAGUUUUCUGUCAUUUUUCGUGCUUGUGUGGCUGCCAGUUUCGGUCUGGGUAGAGAUUGGGGGAUGAGAGAGGAGAGUGUUGAGUAGAUUCGAGG
Cadophora gregata is the source of this 3006-nucleotide messenger RNA. RefSeq lists its product as uncharacterized. Lineage: Eukaryota; Fungi; Ascomycota; Leotiomycetes; Helotiales; Ploettnerulaceae. Gene Ontology annotation, cellular component: cellular bud neck; plasma membrane. The transcript is spliced from 3 exons. The record is from RefSeq and is a predicted model, not a curated record. Bases 907 to 2532 code for a protein of 541 amino acids.